This is a messenger RNA of Fusarium sp. VM40, 1572 nucleotides long. NCBI's taxonomy places the organism in Eukaryota, Fungi, Ascomycota, Sordariomycetes, Hypocreales, Nectriaceae. The record is from the annotation of a GenBank genome assembly.
AUGGUAAUUAACCUCAUAGUCUACGCCGCUGUGGCCGUGGGUCUUGCUUAUCUGGUCCUGAUAUUCCCCAGGCUACAACAAGAAUGGAAGCUCUACUCGCACCGCUCUCAACUCCCUCCAGGCCCCAAGACCGUCAAAACCGGCAUUCGAAAGCCCUGGCUCUGGUUCCAAGAACUCAGCCAGCAAUAUGGCGACGUUGUCUACCUCCAGCUCGGCCCCACGCCAACUAUCAUCCUGGGCUCUGCACAAGCCGCCUGGGAUCUUCUCGAGAAGCGCGGCGCCGUGUUUUCUUCCCGACCGAGGUUUAUCAUGGGCGGCGAGUUGCUAUCAGGUGGAAUGAGAGGUUUGAUGGCUCCUUAUGCGUCUUAUUGGAGACGAUGGAGGAAGCUAUUGCAUAGUGGCUUUAUGCAGCGACAGAGUGAGAAGUAUCGACCGAUUCAGAGUCUUGAGUCUAAGGUUUUGCUGCAUGAUCUAUUGAAGACGCCUGCUGAUUUUAGGAUGCACCUGGAGCGGUAUGCUGCAUCUGUGAUUGUCACUGUUACUUAUGGACGACGGGUUGAGGAUGUUAGGAGUGAUAUCGUGGUGAGGAGAAAUGCUGAAGCGAUGGAACGCCUAACUAUGGUCAAUAUUCCCGGGAAGUAUGCUGUCGAACGCUACCCUGCCCUCAAGUAUCUACCAAGCUUCUUAGCACCUUGGAAAGCUGAGGUACUCCAACAGCGAAAGAAAGACAUCCAACUUUAUACCGAACUUAUGGACGAAGUUCGUGAUAAGAUAGCCAGAGGAACUGCGCCAACCUGCUUUGCGAAACAUCUUCUGGAAGAGCAACAGAAUCUUGGUAUGAGUGAUCUGGAGAUUGCGUAUACAGCAGGAUCACCUUUUGGCGCUGGUGUUGAGACGUCCGCGGGAUCACUUGCAAGUUUCCUACUCGCAUGUGUCAAAUUCGGACCUCAGUUUAUCCCCAAGGCACAAGAAGAACUUGACCGAGUUGUUGGGCCUGAUAGAUUGCCCACGUUCAACGACCUACCAAAGCUUGAAUACAUCAGAGCCAUUGCCUCAGAAACCCUCCGAUGGCGUCCUGUAGCUGUCCUCGGAGGAACCCCCCAUGCCAGCACAGCAGACCAUGUAUACAAGGGCAUGUUCAUCCCCAAAGGGAGCACCAUCAUUGCGCCCCUCUGGACACUUCAUCUCAACGAAGCCGACUUCCCAGAACCUCACGAGUUUCGGCCAGAGCGCUUCAUGCAAGAGCGUGAGUAUCCCGGCACACUCGGCCAUAGCGCUUUCGGCUGGGGUAGACGUAUCUGUCCAGGAAUGCAUCUCGGAGCUGCAUCUGUAACGCUCAAUAUUGCACGUAUACUCUGGGGUUUUGAGAUCAAAUUCGAGAAGAAUGAGAAAGGAAAGGACGUUGAUGUUGAUAUUUUUGCUUACUCAGAGGGCUUCAACUCAAGCCCGUUGCCUUUCCCUUGUUCCAUCACACCUCGUUCGUCAAAGCAUGUUGAGGUUAUUGAGGGUGAGCAUGCUCGUGCUUUGAAAGACCUGGUUGAGUAUACUGCGGUUACAAGUAAGGUGUCUUGA